AUGCCGAAACCAUUAUAAUAGUUUGUUCAAUUUGGACCAGUCUAAAUACCUUUUUCACAGUUAUUUAUAUUAACAAGAAGACAUGUAUUCGCUGCUGUAAACUUAAAGCCGGUGGUGUUAGGUUUUUUAUUCGUAAAUUAUAAUGGUCAUGUAUUAGUGUGUUCAAGAAGACCUGUAAAAAUAUCUCUAAGAUAUGACAGAAGUAGAAACUGUAGAGUUUUGGAUAACUGUCCAAGAAGUUGCCAAAGUGAUGUCUGA
This is a messenger RNA of Paramecium tetraurelia, 258 nucleotides long. RefSeq lists its product as uncharacterized. The record is from RefSeq and is a predicted model, not a curated record. The transcript has a single exon. NCBI's taxonomy places the organism in Eukaryota, Ciliophora, Oligohymenophorea, Peniculida, Parameciidae.